AUGGGUUGGGGCGGUUGUGUCGGCAUCAUGAACGCUUCUCCGUUCAUCUGGACGCAAACAAGCCAGUCAUCAUAUCAGAUGAAUUCAUGGUCCUUUCCGGGUUCAAUUGAUCCUGGGCAACUCUCUACGACGUACAUCGAAUUCGACCAAGGAAUCUUCACGACCGAGACCGACACUUCUGCUGUUGUGGCAUUCCAGCUCAACAAUCCUUCGUCUACCGAGAUCCAAAUCCAUUCAGAGGUCUACAGACCGGAAGACCUCGAUAACCCGGGAAACGUCCAGAACAUCUACGUUCAGCUGAACAACUUCCCCUCUGACCAGAACGGCCAACGAAUUGACCUUGGCUUCAACCACGACCAAUGUGUGACGCUCUAUCUGACCAGUGCCACGGACUCUCUGUACGCAAACAGUGCUCCCGUCAAUUGGAUGCAUGCCACCCUUGACCUCAUCGGCGACAAAACACUGCGUCAAAUUGCACUCCCUGGCGCACAUGAUGCUGGAAUGGGACCGGAUUUCAUGUCCGGGACCGCCUUUUCGGUGGCGGACAAUACGAAAACCCAAGCUACUACCAUCGGCGGUCAAUUGCUGCAGGGCAUACGUUGGUUUGAUAUCCGGCCUGUCAUGGGAGAUGGGGGCCAAUGGUUGUCUGGACACUAUAGCGACGGCUUUGCCGGCUGGCAGGGCGGUAAUGGAGAACCUAUCUCUCGUGUUAUUUCCGAUGUCAACGAUUUCUUAUCGCAGAACCAAGAACUGGUCAUCCUCGAAUUGUCGCACAGUAUAAACAGCGACGACAGCUACAGAAGCCUCAAUAUAGCCGAAUGGAACGCGCUCUUUGAUAUGCUCGUCGGAAACAUAUCUCACCUAUACACCAACCCCGUAGCUGACCUUUCGACGAUCCCAAUACGCGACUUCAUCGGAAGCGGCCCGGCCGUUGUGGUAGUCGCCCGCGAUGACGACAGCGUUUUGGGCGACUACGCCAACCACGGAAUCCAUCCAAGCUCCUCCUACCGUGUCUUCAACAAGUACUCCGAAAGCGCAAAACCAGACUAUGUCGUCAGCGAUCAAAUCUCCAAACUGCAGAACUGGAAAACUCUGGAACCGGGUGACAACGCCUUCUUGCUGUCCUGGACCGAAACCGAGUCGAGUGUCAACGCUGUGCCUGGUUUUGGAGAGGGCAACAAAGCGAAUGCAAGGGAGAUUAAUGUUAGGUUGUUUGGGAGUUUGGUGCCGGUCUUAACGAAGGAGGUUUUUCCUAAUAUUAUCAUCGAGGAUUACGUCGAGAGGAAGGACCUUGCAAGUCUUGCCAUGGGAAUCAACUUCCGGAACCAUGCUUUGUGA
Messenger RNA from Paraphaeosphaeria sporulosa, 1338 nucleotides. Its product is annotated as PLC-like phosphodiesterase. Gene Ontology annotation, molecular function: phosphoric diester hydrolase activity. Bases 1 to 1338 code for a protein of 445 amino acids. Gene Ontology annotation, biological process: lipid metabolic process. The record is from RefSeq and is a predicted model, not a curated record. The transcript is spliced from 3 exons. Lineage: Eukaryota; Fungi; Ascomycota; Dothideomycetes; Pleosporales; Didymosphaeriaceae.